Messenger RNA from Neoarius graeffei (lesser salmon catfish), 4293 nucleotides. It is a transcript of the gene mthfd1b, whose product is annotated as methylenetetrahydrofolate dehydrogenase (NADP+ dependent) 1b. Gene Ontology annotation, cellular component: cytosol. The transcript is spliced from 27 exons. Gene Ontology annotation, molecular function: ATP binding; formate-tetrahydrofolate ligase activity; methylenetetrahydrofolate dehydrogenase (NADP+) activity. The coding region runs from base 149 to 2953 and encodes 934 amino acids. Gene Ontology annotation, biological process: tetrahydrofolate interconversion. The record is from RefSeq and is a predicted model, not a curated record. Lineage: Eukaryota; Metazoa; Chordata; Actinopteri; Siluriformes; Ariidae.
CGCACGCGGGCUGUUUGAGUAGCAGUAAGGUUUCGCUGUGUUGCGGAAAUUGCGUAGAUCGUUUCUAAGCGUGUGUGAGAGUGCAGUGAACUUCUGGAAAAGUUGCAAGGUAGUCUAACUUCAUUCUCUGCAAGAACGGAAGCUCACCAUGUCGGCCCAGAUCAUCAGCGGAAAGGAAGUCUCAGCGCAGGUGCGAGAGAGGCUGAAGAAGGAGGUGGAAGAAAUGAAGGCUCAAGACCCAAACUUCAGACCAGGCUUGGUGGUGUUACAGGUGGGGAACAGAGACGACUCCAACCUGUACAUCAGCAUGAAGCUGAAAGCUGCUGCUGAGAUUGGAAUCAAUGCGACACACAUGAGGCUUCCACAGACCGCUACUGAAGACGAGAUCCUGCAGCGCAUCACAGAGGUCAAUGAGAACUACAGUGUGCAUGGGCUCCUAGUGCAGCUGCCUUUGGACUCCAUUCACCGCAUUGACACUGAGAAGGUCACCAAUGCUGUGGCUCCAGAGAAGGAUGUAGACGGUCUGACGAGCAUUAAUGCAGGGAAACUGGCCCGGGGUGACCUUGGAGACUGCUUCAUUCCCUGCACUCCCAACGGCUGUAUGGAGCUCAUUAAACACACAGGCGUCUCCGUGGCAGGAAAAAGGGCUGUUGUGGUUGGCCGCAGUAAGAUUGUCGGUGCGCCAAUGCAUGACCUCCUGCUCUGGAAUCACGCCACUGUUACCACCUGCCACUCAAAAACUGCUGACCUGGCAGCUGAGGUUGGGAAAGCAGACAUCUUGGUGACUGGGAUUGGGAAACCAGAGAUGGUGAAGGGCGAAUGGGUGAAGAAGGGCGCUGUAGUCAUUGACUGUGGCAUCAACCACAUUCCAGACAGCACCAAGGCAAGUGGGAAGCGUGUUGUAGGUGAUGUUCACUUUGCCACUGCCAAGGAGCAAGCAGCCUUCAUCACCCCGGUACCAGGUGGAGUCGGCCCCAUGACCGUCGCCAUGCUCAUGCAGAAUACCGUACUGAGUGCCAAGCGCUUCCUUCAAGCACAUGAACCAGGCAAAUGGAACAUCUCUUAUACCAAGCUGAACUUGCAGAGACCCGUUCCCAGUGAUAUCGUUAUUUCCCGCUCCGGUACCCCCAAGCCCAUUGAUCGCCUGGCCAGAGAGAUCGGGCUUCUCUCAGAUGAAGUCGAGCUCUAUGGCAAGACCAAGGCUAAAGUUCAGUUGGAAACUAUUGAUCGAUUGAAGUCCCAGGCUGAUGGCAAAUAUGUUGUUGUUACUGGGAUCACUCCUACACCUCUCGGUGAGGGGAAAAGCACCACGACAAUCGGGUUAGUGCAGGCUCUUGGUGCUCACCUCAAGCGCAAUGUGUUUGCCUGCGUGCGCCAGCCGUCUCAAGGCCCCACGUUCGGCAUCAAAGGUGGUGCAGCUGGAGGUGGCUAUUCUCAGGUUAUUCCUAUGGAAGAGUUUAACCUCCAUCUCACUGGUGAUAUCCAUGCCAUCACUGCUGCAAAUAACCUGGUGGCUGCUGCCAUCGAUACUCGGAUAUUUCAUGAAGCCACACAAUCUGAUAAGGCACUUUUUAACCGCCUGGUGCCAUUAAGUGGAGGCCUGAGAAAGUUUUCCCCCAUGCAGAUCGAACGACUCAAAAAACUGGGUAUUGAGAAAACUGAUCCAUCUGCGCUGACAGACGAAGAGAUCACUCGCUUUGCCAGGCUGGACAUUAACCCUGAAUCAGUCACCUGGCAAAGAGUUUUGGACACAAAUGAUCGAUUCCUCCGGAAGAUUACCAUUGGCCAAAGUCCCACUGAAAAGGGCUAUACCAGAACAGCUCAGUUUGACAUCACGGUGGCCAGUGAGAUCAUGGCUGUGUUGGCUCUCACCAGCAGUCUGCAGGAUAUGAGGCAGAGACUGGCUAAAAUGGUGGUAGCAACCAAUCGCAGUGGCCAACCCAUCACCACUGAAGACCUGGGUGUGUGUGGAGCACUGACCGUGCUAAUGAGAGAUGCCAUCAAACCCAACCUUAUGCAGACCCUCGAGGGAAACCCUGUGUUUGUUCACGCCGGCCCUUUCGCCAACAUCGCCCAUGGGAACUCAUCCAUCCUGGCUGAUAAGAUUGCUCUGAAGCUUGUAGGGCCUGAAGGAUUUGUAGUAACCGAGGCAGGCUUUGGUGCAGACAUCGGCAUGGAGAAGUUUUUCAACAUUAAGUGUCGUUACUCUGGGCUGCGGCCUCACGUGGUGGUGCUGGUGGCCACAGUGAGGGCACUGAAGAUGCACGGGGGUGGACCAACAGUCACAGCUGGCAUGCCUCUUCCAAAGGAAUACGUAGAAGAGAACCUGGAGCUGGUGGAGAAAGGCUUCAGCAACCUGAGGAAGCAGAUCGAGAAUGCCAAGCACUUUGGUGUGCCAGUCGUCGUAGCAGUCAAUGCUUUCAAGACGGACACUGAAACCGAACUGAAUCUGAUCUGUAAGCUGGCUAAAGAGGCAGGAGCCUUUGACGCAGUGACCUGCACUCACUGGGCAGACGGGGGCGCUGGAGCCACAGAGUUGGGCAAAGCUGUGCAGAAAGCUACAGAGGUACCCAGCAACUUCAGCUUCUUGUAUGACCUUGAGUUGCCCAUUGCUGAUAAGAUCAGAAUAAUUGCACAGAAGAUUUACGGAGCAGAUGAUAUCGAGCUCCUCUCCGAAGCCCAGCAUAAAGUAGAGCUCUAUACCAAACAGGGUUUUGGCAAUUUGCCCAUCUGUAUGGCAAAAACCCAUUUGUCUCUCUCUCACGAUGCUGAAAAGAAGGGUGUGCCCACUGGGUUUGUCCUGCCUAUUCGUGAUAUUCGUGCGAGCGUUGGUGCUGGGUUUCUCUACCCAUUAGUUGGCACGAUGCCCACCAUACCAGGCCUCCCGACACGCCCAUGUUUCUACGACAUCGAUCUGAACCCAGUGACCGGAGAAGUCAUCGGACUCUUCUAACACAUGCUGAACUGAAUCCACCAUCGGCACACUUCUGAACCAGAUGCUUGUAAUAGUUUAAAAUUAGAGAGAUAUCAGUAGAGUUCUAGUGAUUUGCUGAUUGAUUGAUUAGUUUGUAAAUGGUCUUCGUUGUUAUUGGAUCAGUAUUACAGGUUAGUGUAUUCUGCUGUGAAGAGAUGUUCUUAUAACUGACAAAGAGCCAGCAAAGCCCUUACUGUCCUUACGUUCAAUUAAAUGCAUGUAAUUUCAGGCUCUCACACCUACCCUCCAAUUGGAUUGUAAUUUGUAUGUGGUGGAUGGAAUUAUUAUUAUUAUUAUUAUUAUUAUUCCAACGUACAAUCUCUAAAGCCUUGGCUUUGCUUGUAACGGAUAAACUAGCCUUGAUUUGAGUAAUUACUUAUUUUAUGAAGAGUUAGUUGACAUGAUGUUGAAAGAGUGAGAUCAUUCACAAACUAGGUCAACAGAUUUGGCUAAUAAUGCUUUUCAUGUGCCCAUUAUAAAAAAAUAAAAUAAUAAUAAUAAAAACACAGCUUGGGAAAUUUAAAAAAUGAGCAGUGAUCACAAAAUGAAGACCAAUGUAGAGCUUUUUUUUCUUUUUUCUUCCUUCCUCAGAUUCAAAAUGAAUCACUUUUUUGCAAUGUGCUUGAAAUUGCACAAUGGAAUUUUUCAGUAAAGCAGUCUUAAAACAACGUGGUUUAAAAUGAACGGGUAUUAUUACACUUUAUAUCAGUGAAGAAAUGUUUUGGAAAUUUUAGACACAGGAAAAUACAAACAGAAUUUCUUCUGUAAGCAAUGUGAAUCAGAAAAUAUGGACUAGGGUUUUUCCCCCCCCUUUAUAUUUUAGAGCAUUCCUUUAAUGGUACACUACAUGAUCAGUUAUCCGCUGUAUUAAUUCUGUGUGUAACUCUUUGAACUGACAUGUUCAGACCUACCUGCCCUGUUAGGGGAAAAUUACAAAGCCAUUUUUCAGUCGUACUGAAGUUGGUCAUGUGAUGAUUAAACAUGGCUGAUGUACAGUAGGCUGGUUGAAAGACAAAGCUGAAGACUGAAAAAAUUGGGGACAUGCCCCUAAGUUCUAGUCCAUAAAGACUCUUUGCCAUGCAGUUUUGUAAGUGCACCAUUAAGUUUCUCCAAGUAUUAAGCUUGACUGACUGUUUUCUUAAUGAAGGUUUUUUUUCCUUCCUUCUGAAAUUCUGACUUGAUGUUGAAUGUCUGAGUCAGUGUUGUCUUUUUUUUUUUUUUCACAAAAUGAAACCUUUAGACCCAAGACUGGAACUCCAUCUUAAUGCCGGCACUGUCUGGUUAAAUAAAGGCAUGUCUUUCAAUAUCAUUACUGCAUA